Messenger RNA from Hydractinia symbiolongicarpus, 4580 nucleotides. Its product is annotated as alpha-1-macroglobulin-like. Lineage: Eukaryota; Metazoa; Cnidaria; Hydrozoa; Anthoathecata; Hydractiniidae. Gene Ontology annotation, molecular function: endopeptidase inhibitor activity. The transcript is spliced from 30 exons. The record is from RefSeq and is a predicted model, not a curated record. Bases 86 to 4417 code for a protein of 1443 amino acids. Gene Ontology annotation, cellular component: extracellular region.
GAGUGUUCGUGAUCAUUAAUAACCUUUAAAAGCAAGUGUUUUUCUUUUACUUGCUCAAUUUUCAAAGUUAGUAAAAGAAGAGAAGAUGAGAGGAGAUAAUCUCCUAAUACUGAUCCUUUUCUUUGGGCACACUGCUGCCAAAAGUUAUUAUUUUAUCUCAACACCUGGAAUAUAUCAUGCUGGCGAAUAUGCAAGUAUAUUUGUCAACAUCGAUGAAAAAUUUCCAAACUCGGGUGUUACUGCUGUGUUGAAAGAUUUACAUGGGAAUGUUCUGUCGCAUGUUUCACAAUAUAUAUGGAAAAAUCAUGACGUGAUGCGCCUUUAUGUUCCCAUCUCAGUGAAAAGGAAAGUGAUACUGUCUAUAAAAUCCAAGAAUGGAGUAAAAUUUAAUCACGAAGAGAAGAUUACUGUUAAGACAUUGAAAGAUACAAUAUUUAUCCAAACUGAUAAACCCACAUAUAAACCUGGAGACAAAAUUCGUUUUAGAGUGGUUAUUGUUGACAAAAACUUAAAACCACCAUUUAGACAGGUUGGAUCAGAAGUGUACAUCACAAACGCAGGAGGAUCUCGAGUUAUGCAAUGGUCUAACGUAACAUGGGAUAAAGGUAUUAUGAGUCUUGAAAUGCCGAUAUCUGUAAAACCUGUUCUUGGAAAAUGGCAGAUCACAGCUACAUACGGGGCAACCAAAGCUACACAAGAUAUUAUGGUUAAAAAAUAUGUGCUUCCAAAAUUUGAAGUCAAAAUACAGUCACCGUCGUAUUUACUGUGGUCGAUGAAAGAAGUUCCAAUAACAAUAUGUGCUAAGUACACAUAUGGAAAAUCUGUUGUCGGAACAUUAAAAGCAACAACGUGUUUUUCAUCAAUUAUUCAUGGUCAAACAAGAUGCAUGGAAAUUUCAAAAUCUUUGCUUUUAUUUCCAAUCGAUGGAUGUCUUACCACCAUGGUUGCUGUGGACAGAGAUAGAAUCAAGAAAGCCAAUACGAAUCCUAUUGCUGUUACAGUCAAUGCCACUGUAGUAGAAAAUGGAAAUGGAAUAGCGCAAAACAGAAUACACACAACAAAAAAAUUUCUUACAAAUGAAAUAACAUUAAAGUUUGACGCACCCAAGUAUUAUAAACCAGGAUUUAUGUACAAAGUGAAGUUAUAUGCCACAACACCUGAUGGACGUCCAGCAUUGAACGAGAAGGUGAAAAUUAUUCUUACAUCAAAACGAGGGCAUGCUUUAAAAAGACAUGUACGGACGUAUGAACGACAUAUUACCAAUGGCGUUUACUCAUUCAAUGUCUAUCCAACUGAGAGUGCUGAUUCAUAUCACUAUGAAGCUAUCUAUCGUGAAAAAAAUGCAUUUUCACAAGGAAAACGCAAAAACUACAAGGUAUAUGGAAGCUCCGAAAGAAGGCUCUCACCCAGUUCAAACUAUAUUGAAAUUGCAAGAAUGAGAGAUCUCACAGCUGGCAAGACUGCAAAAAUUACUGUAGACAUUACAAAGCAUAGUGAAGUUCUUGGAAAGGACGUACAUUAUUUGCUAAUAUGCAGAGGUAAGAUCUUGUUGUCGGAUCGAAAGGUAGUUUACCACAAGCACGUGCAUAUUGAUUUUCUGGUCCAACAGGAGAUGUUACCUGUUUGUCGAAUGUUUGUGUAUUACAUCAGGAACGAUGGAGAGCUAGUCUCUGACUUCAAGAAAAUACAUUUUGAAAUGUCCUUCGAAAACAAAGUAUCACUGUCAUUUUCUGAUAACAAAAAAAAGCCUGGAGAGAAAGUAAAACUAACAUUAAAAGGAACUGCAGGAUCCAAAUUUGCUUUGUCUGCUGUCGAUAGAAGUGUCCAGUUAUUAGGUGCUGCUUCUGAUCUCAGAGAGAAACAGAUUGUGGAUAUAUUGAACGAACAAGAUGUUGAUGGCCAAAAAUUUCAAGUCAGAAAAAAAUGUGAUGUUUCUACACGUUACUGGGGUGAGGUCUUAUCACCUCCAACACUGAAGUUCGAUAGCAGGCUAGCCAUUGAGGAUGCUGGUUUAAUAUAUUUUAGUAAUGCGGAAGUUGAUUUGGCAGAUUGUCCCAUAAAAUAUAGGCUUAUAACAUUGGCCAGUGCACCUGGAAGAUCACUACGAAAAAAUCCGUUAUCGAGAAAGUACCUCAUGAAGGAGAGAAAGUACCUCAUGAAGGAGAGAAAGGUUGCUAAAGAGACUGAAAAGGUUGUCGCUAAAGUUAAGAAGACCAAAAAAGUCGUAAAGAUAAGAUCAAACUUUCCUGAAACAUGGUUAUGGUCAGACGAAACAAUUAAUUCUUCUGGUGAAAACGUACUUGAAGUGAAAGUCCCUGACACAAUCACGACAUGGUAUGCCAGUGGAUUUGCUAUGUCGACAAGAGCUGGUAUUGGCGUAGCCGCACCUGCUAGUAUCCAGGCUUUCCAACCGUUCUUUGUUUCACUAGCAUUACCAUAUUCUCUUAUUCGAGGAGAAACAGUUAAAGUUCCAACUACAGUGUUCAAUUACUUGGAUGAUUGUUUAGUGAUACAACUUAGUUUGGACACUUCGAAUGAUUUCGACAUUACAUCGGAAAGAUUUAAAAAAAUGUGCGUAUGCGGUAGUAAAUCGAACACUUUCAAAUUCAGCAUUAAACCAAAAACACUUGGGAAAAUUGAUAUCACUGUCAAAGCACUCUCCUUGCAGCCUGACAUUUUGAUAUGUGAUUCAAGCAACAAAAUGGCAGAGGAUGUAACUGCAGCAGAUGCGAUGACAAAGAAGUUACUUGUUGAAGCUAAAGGAAUAAAGAAAGAGUUUUCUACCAGUUCUUACUUCUGUCCUCGUGAUCAUUCUGGUUUAUAUUCUGAUACUUUAGUUGUAACAAUACCUCAGCCUGUUGUUCAAGGAUCAGUAUAUGCUGAGUUAGCAGUUGUGGGUGAUCUUUUGGGACCCAGCAUGGAUAAUUUGGACAAACUCCUGGCAAUGCCAUAUGGAUGUGGCGAGCAAAAUAUGUUGAAGUUUGCACCGAAUAUUUACAUUAUGGACUAUUUAACUGCAACCAACCAGUUGACUGAAAAAGUGGAAAGAAAAGCGAAAGAGUACAUGAGAUCAGGUUAUCAACGAGAGCUGACUUACAAGCAUUCAAACGGAGCGUAUUCAGCUUUUGGUGAAUUCGAUAAGGAAGGAAGCACCUGGCUGACUGCAUUUGUUCUGAGAUCGUUUUCUCAAGCAAAAAGAUAUAUUUUUAUUGACGACAAAGAUAUUGAAGAUAGCAAACGUUGGUUACUUUCCUUGCAAGAUUCGUCUGGUUGUUUUAAAGAAAGCGGAAUGAUCCAUCACAAAGAGAUGAAGGGUGGUGUGAGCAGCGGCAUAACAAUGACAGCUUUUGUGGUCAAUGCUCUUCUGGAAGCUGAAGUUCCACAUGAUGAUUUCAAAAUACAAAGCGCACUAGCGUGCAUAACGAAUGGAUUGGACAAGAUAUCUGAUCCAUACACUACAGCAUUGCUUUCAUAUACAUUGUCACUGGCUGGUAACACUAAAAGGUUUGAUAUGUUGAACAAGUUGGACAGUAUGUCAAGUCAAGCUGAUGGCAUGUUACAUUGGGAAGCGACAUCCGUAAAAGAUCACCGUUUGAGCUUCUGCUAUCAAGCCCCUUCCAAAGACAUCGAGAUGACAGCGUAUUCUUUGAUGGCUUACAUUGGUGGUCGAUCGCCGUUCAAGUCAAGAAUCGAACAUUUGAAAAUUGUAAAAUGGUUGGUGAAGCAGAGGAAUUCAUUUGGUGGAUUUGCAUCCACGCAGGACACCUGCGUUGGACUUCAAGCUCUAUCACGAUAUUCAGCUGGUGCUUUCGCAAACAUCUUCAACCUUACCAUUAUGGCAACAACUCAAACUGGUUUCACGAAAGAGUUUAGAGUUCGCAAUGAUAAUAAGUUGCUUCUACAAAGAGCUAAACUUCCAAAUAUACCAAGUAACGUUAGUUUACAAGCAACUGGUGAUGGAUGUACUCUAGUGCAGGCAAAUGUAAAAUACAAUAUACCUCUACCGAAGGAGAAGCCUUCGUUUUAUUUAAAUGUUACAGUUGAUAAAUUAAAAACAAUAAAUUGUGAACACAAGAUUAAAAUUUGUGGAAGCUACAUGAAAUCUGGAAAAUCCAAUAUGGCACUCAUUGAUGUAAACAUGGUGUCGGGAUUUGAGCCAAUCGUAAGCGAGUUGGAUAUGAUCAUGCAGUCAACCAGUGCACCAUUUUCAUAUUAUGAAUUCAAUGAUGGUGUUUUGUCUUUUUACUUUGAUGACUUGGACCAAUCAUCUACAUGUGUAACAUUCAAAGUUGAACAAGUAGCAGAAGUUGAAGGACGAAAACCGGCUGCCGUAAAGUUGUAUGAUUACUAUGACACUGACAAGUCAGCCACGACAAUGUACAACGUUGAGAGGUGUCCAGAAAUCAACGCAACAUAAAGAAACUAAUGACAGGACCCGAAAAAAACUUUUGACUGUUUAGUUUUGUUGCUAAGCACCUACGCAUUAUUGUUAACCAAUCAUUUUGUAUUAUUAUUAACCUAUCAUAUUAGUGACUAUUUUGUAGUGUUUUUGUGAGUGUAACAAGUUUGAGGUUUUAUAA